Monodelphis domestica (gray short-tailed opossum) is the source of this 862-nucleotide messenger RNA. It is a transcript of the gene POLR1D, whose product is annotated as DNA-directed RNA polymerases I and III subunit RPAC2-like. Gene Ontology annotation, biological process: transcription by RNA polymerase III; transcription elongation by RNA polymerase I. Gene Ontology annotation, cellular component: RNA polymerase I complex; RNA polymerase III complex. NCBI's taxonomy places the organism in Eukaryota, Metazoa, Chordata, Mammalia, Didelphimorphia, Didelphidae. Gene Ontology annotation, molecular function: protein dimerization activity; DNA binding. The record is from RefSeq and is a predicted model, not a curated record.
AUGGUGGAAGAAGGAGAGAGGAAACCAGUGCUGGAAAUGGUCCAAGCAGCUGGAACAGAUGGAAAUUGUGUCACAUUUGUGUUGUAUGAUGAAGACCAUACACUAGGAAACUCUCUACGUUACAUGAUCAUGAAGAACCCAGAAGUGGAGUUCUGUGGAUACAGUAUCACUCACCCAUCAGAAAGCAAAAUUAAUUUCCGCAUCCAGACUAAAGGGGGUCUUCCAGCUGUUGAGCCUUUUCGGCAAGGCCUUAAUGAGCUCAUGGAUGUUUGUCAACAUGUGCUUAAUAAAUUUGAAGCAAGUAUAAAGAACUAUAAAGAUCAAAAAGAAGUUGAAAUGGAAUAGUUAAUCUGCCUUUGAUCAGAUCAGAAUGUGAACCUGUGUAUUGUUACCUCAUUUUUAUAGAAUUGAUCUGUUCCUUAAAAAGUUAUCUCUGGGGUCAAUUUGUGUAGAUUGAAUCCUAUUUUUAGAAUUAUUUUUGUUAUAAUAUACUAUGUUUAAAGAACUGGAACAAUGAAAUUACACAUAAAGCAAUAAACCUGAAACAAGGGAAAGCCUUCAAGUAUUUUCUGAUUAAAUGAUUUCCUCAAUAUUCUUAUCUGUCAAUGAUAUCAAUCCAUUUCCUUUUUAGCAACAGUGUAAUUCUUAAUUAUUUUCCAUGUUGUCAUAGACCAUCUUAUUGUGCUGGGAAAUUUCCUGUACAUAAUUUUAUAUUUCUUGGUUUUCAUAUAAUUUUUUAUUAGGGCUUAAAGGCAAAUGCCUUUUGUCCCGCUUUAAAGCUCACAAUUUCAUAUAUAAUUUUUUUCUUUGUGUGUAUAUAUGAAGUGUUCGUGUUCAAUAAAUUUGUAUUUAAAAAAAUAAA